AUGAUUCAAAGCCAAGAUCGUACAGACCCAGGAGCGAAUGCUGAGCCGGCGUUUGCUGGUGAAAAGCCAGGUAAAGACCAAUUCGAGGAGCAAAAGAAGAAUCUCGACAAGAAUGGGCAUCCUGGAGGAGACUCCAAACACCCCAACGAGAAACAUGACAAAGGUGACUCGGAAAAGGGGCGUCAUGCUGGCUUUGGCGGAAACAAAACCGACGUCGAUGAUCAUAAUAGAAAAGUUCAAACCGGAGCACCUCAACAAACCAAACCACAAGCAUCAACUGCACCCAAGCCCAGACCAUCCCAACACCCUCAUGGAAAAGUUCAUAUAAGGGAUCAAUUGACUUUUUCUUGGAAACAGGUUGGUGGAUGGGAUGUCGAUGAAGACACCGACAAGAAGAAGUUGUUGAAAAAUUCCAAAUCAGUUGAAGGGUAUAUUAUCGACCACUUCUAUGGUGAUUGGUAUUGGAACACUUCACUUAUGCUAGGAACAUGUCUUUUUGCUUGGUUGGUGGCCAGAUUGGGAGGUGGUAUUUUAUCCUUGGGACUUGUUUUGUUGUUUACAAACUCUGUCUACCGCGGAGAGUUUAGAAGAUUCAAUCGUAACGUUAGGGAUGACAUGAAAAGAGUCAAGGCAGACAACAGAUUGGUCAAUCAAUUGGAAAGUAUGGAGUGGAUGAAUUCGUUUUUGGACAAGUUUUGGGUCAUUUAUAUGCCUGCUUUAUCUGAACAAGUCAUGUUCCAGGCCAAUGAGAUUUUAAAAGAUCAGGCACCCGGUUUUGGUAUUGAGAAGUUGUCGUUGGACGAAUUUACAUUGGGCUCAAAGGCACCCCGUGUAGACUCAAUAAAGUCUUACCCACAAACUCGCCACGAUGUUAUUGAAAUGGACUGGGCAUUCUCAUUUGCUCCAAAUGAUACCGAUGAUAUGACCAAAAAUGAAAUCAAGAGAAAGAUUGAUCCAAAAGUUGCAUUGGGUGUUACUGUUGGUAAGGCAUUUAUUUCCAAAUCGUUACCAAUUUUGGUUGAAGAUAUGACAUUCACUGGUAGAAUGAAGGUCAAAUUGAAGCUUUCGUUGAAUUUCCCACACGUCAAGAUUGUUUCUAUUCAGUUUUUGGAACCGCCAAAUAUCGAUUAUGUUUUGAAACCUAUUGGUGGAGAUACCUUGGGUCUUGAUAUCAUGUCAUUUAUUCCAGGUUUGUCCAAAUUCGUUAAUGGUAUCAUCCACUCGACUUUGAGACCCAUGCUUUAUGCUCCAAACUCUCUCGAUAUCAAUGUUGAAGAACUCUUGGAGGGUCAGUCAAAUGAUUCUAUUGGUGUUAUUGCCGUUUACAUCAAGUCUUGCAAGAACUUGAAGACAGGACAAACAACAAAAGCCAAUAGUAUUAAUCCGUACGUGCAAAUCAAGGUGUCAAACAAUGGUGAUAUUGACGAAAGAACCAAAGUCAAGAAGCAGGUUAAUGACCCAAUAUUUUUGGAACACAAAUAUAUAUUGGUCAACCAAUUAGAAGGUAAUUUUUUCAACUUCAAUGUAUUCCACUUGUUGGAAGAUCAAGCAGAUGACCAGCUCAUUGGUAACUGUGAGUUCCCCAUGGGUGAGUUUUUACAAGAAAACAACCAGACUGGUAUUGUGAAGAAUAUCAUGGAAGGUGGUAGAGUUGUGGGGAAAUUGGAAUUAGACAUGAAGUACUUCCCCACAAUGCAACCAAUCGAGCUUGAUGAUGGAACUAAAGAGGUUAUCACUGAUUCAGAAGUUGGUAUAAUGAAGCUCACCUUACACGAGGCAAGAGACUUGGAUAUUUCCAAGUCUGUUAUUGGGUUAUUAAAUCCCUAUGCAGAGAUAUAUGUCAACAACGAGUUGGUGAAGUCGUGUCGUAAAUUGAGGCAAACUAAUGAACCUUCAUGGGAACAAUCUUUUGAAAGUUUAAUCACUCAACAAACUGAGACGUCGAUUCAAAUCCUCGUGCGUGACACUGUUGACAACAGCAUUGUUGCCAACUUACAAGCUAACUUGCAAGACCUUGUGUUUGAGAGUGGAAGAGGCCAGCUGUGGAUCACUUGUCCAGCACUCUCUGAGAAUUCACCACCGCCUCAAAUUCGUGUUAGUGCCAGUUGGAAACCUUUGGCAAUUGAUGAAGAAGCUAGUGCCAAGGUUAUAACUCCUGCACCAGUCGGUGGUAUUCGUAUCCACUUGAGAGGAGCUAAGGGAUUGAAAAACUUGGAGUCUGUUGGGUACGUUGAUCCAUAUGUCAGAGUGAUUAUGAAUGGUAAGUUGAGAGGUAAGACUGUUACUUUUGCAGAAACUGUCAACCCGCAAUGGAAUGCAGUUUACUUUUUGCCAGUUUCAAACCCACAUCUGCACUACUUGUUGGAGAUUAUGGAUGCAGAGCCUGAGGGUAAAGACAGGACCUUGGGUACUGCCGCAAUCAAUGCUGCUGACUUUUUGAGAAAGAAUGCUGAAGGUUAUUUCCUUGGCUAUGAUGGUGCUGAAGAGAUUAUUGAGCAACCCGUGUUGUUUGAAGGUGAGCCCUGUGGAACGCUUUUCUAUUCUGUUUCCUUUUUCCCUACCAUCAAUGCUUACUCUUUGUCAGAAUUGCAUAAUUUGGACGAAUAUGAAGAGCAAAAGCGUUUGAAGGAAAAACGCGAGGAAGAGCAGUACAAGAAAGAUGAAGAAACUUUCAAGAACAACCCUGGACAGUAUGAGUGGAUUGAGACUGAGGAAGAUGCUAUUGCCGAACCACCAAAGAUUAAGCUCAAGUUGGCAGAUGCUGUUAAAUACAGGGCUGGUGAUAUGGCGGUGCAUCUUCUUGGUGGUAAGUUCCACAAGAAUGAUGUGUUUGUGCAAACGAUUUUUGAUGAGCAUGCGUAUCCAUCGGGUGUUUCUCCAAAGGUUGAGAAUAGACAAAUAGUUACAAAGUCCACCGGGGAAACUUUUAUUAGAGAUUUGCCCAAUUCCAAGGUUAUCUUUAGAAUCACAAAGAAGGUGGAGGUGACCCAAAAGAAGGACAUUUUGGUUGAGAAGACCUUUGAUACGAUUGAUCUUUACGAAAAGUCUUUUAAGAAACCAAUCACACUUCAAAUUGGGCCCAAAGAUUCUAUUAAAGUUCAGCUCGAGUACAUUCCAUCGAUUGCCAAGUUGGCCCCAUUAGACACCAUUUUGGAUGUUGGUAUUUGCAAAUUGGAAAUCAUUGGCGCUAAAAACUUACCUUCAGUUGAUAGCAAUGGUAAAUCAGAUCCAUUGUGUGUUGUUAAAUUGGACGGUAUUGAGGUGUUCAAGACCGACAAGAAGCGUAGAACUUUGGACCCACUUUGGAAUGAGGCUGUUGAUUUCCCUAUGAUUUCAAGAUCAAGACAAGUUUUGCUUGUUGAAGUGUAUGAUUGGGAUCUCACACACGACUUGGAAUUGUUGGGUAUGGCCAAUCUCGAUUUGUCCAACAUUCCAGCGUUGACAACCACCCCCUUCACAGUCAACUUGGACACACAAGGAACACUUGAUUUGAGAGCAACUUUCUUCCCAGAAUACGUCAGACCACCUGUUGAAUCCAAGGAAGCAAUCCCUGUUGAUCUUAGCAUGGUGCAUCAAACUUCGAUGAAGGCAGUAGGAAAUGUUGCUGAUUUUGCAACUGGCGCUGUUGGUACAGGUCUUGGUGCCGGUGCUGAUGUUCUUGGUAAAGGUGACAGGUUUUUCAAAGGCUUGCGAGGAAGUAGGAAAUCUAAGAAGGAUGGUGAUCUGGCUAGUAAGGCUGAUGACGACAAGUCAGUUGCUCCAAGUCAAACUGGGGAAAGUGAACGCAGCGGUGUCAAGAGUGAUAAAUCACAGAAGCAACAAGAUGAUGGACAGGAAGGAGGACAAGAAGAUAUUCCGGAAGAGGAGAAAGAAUUCAGAGAAGCUCAAGAUGCAGAGAUCUCAAGUGUUAUUGCCGCACCAAACAUUCGUGAAGAACCAUUACCUCCACCACAAAAGCCAAUUCUUGGACACAGUAGGAAUGUUAGUAGUGCUACAGAGGCUUCUAGCUUGAAUGGCCAAGGUGCAAUCCCUGGUAGACUUACAAUUGUGGAGGCAAAGGGUUACAAUAAUCCAACCUUGGAUGUCAAGGCUGUGUUGAAAACCUCUACCAAGGAGAAGACAUUGUUGAAAACUAGAGACGCUAAACAUGAUAAGCAUACAAAUUCGUACAAAUGGAGCGAAAGUGUACCAUUUAAGGCAGCUCCUACAGCACAGUUGAUUCUUACCGUCAGGCAGUCCCAUACUUUUGGAAAGAAUGAGACUGUCGCAGAAGCGGUGGUCAAUUUAAGUCAUUACAUCAAUGUCAAUGAGAACAUCUCCAUUCCUACGGGACAUGGAGAAGUUGUAAUUAAUUUGAAAUACUUUACUUAA
Lodderomyces theae is the source of this 4371-nucleotide messenger RNA. RefSeq lists its product as uncharacterized. Gene Ontology annotation, molecular function: lipid binding. The record is from RefSeq and is a predicted model, not a curated record. Lineage: Eukaryota; Fungi; Ascomycota; Pichiomycetes; Serinales; Debaryomycetaceae. The transcript is spliced from 2 exons. Bases 1 to 4371 code for a protein of 1456 amino acids.